GUAUAGCGGCCAACAGCUCUGCUCAGCGCUUGAGCCGGCAUGCAAAACGCAACAGCACCGAAGAUGCCAAGCAUGCCAAGCAGCCCAAGCCGCACCUCGCGGCACCUAACGGAGCCGCGGAGCCUGCAGAACCUGCAGAGCUCCCGCCUUCCCUUGUUGCGGGCAACCGGACGAACCAAACACUCCAGAAGACCUUCCAACCAAAGCCUGCGCCGAUCAGUAAGUCU
This is a messenger RNA of Symbiodinium natans, 227 nucleotides long. The record is from the annotation of a GenBank genome assembly. Lineage: Eukaryota; Dinophyceae; Suessiales; Symbiodiniaceae.